AAACAAAAUUGUGAAGACUAGUAAACCUAAUUUGAUUACCUAAUUAUAAUUGAUAAUGGUUUGUAAAAGCAUUCUCUCACAAAAUAGGCAACGUACAGAGAAUGAAACACGAUCGGCCAAGUUGUCGGAUCUUGAUGUUCUUGAUUGUCCGGUUUGCUUCGAGCCGCUCACAGUUCCUACCUUCCAGUGUGAUGAUGGACAUCUAGUUUGCAGUUUAUGCUUAGCCAAAGUGAGUAACAAGUGCCCUGGUCCUGGGUGUGAUUUACCCAUUGGUAGUAAGCGAUGCUUCCCAAUGGAGAAGGUUCUUAAAGCAGCCUUUGUUCCAUGUCGAAAUGCUGAUAUUGGUUGCCCAAACACUUCCUCUUAUGGGAAAGUGUCAAGUCAUGAAAAGGAAUGCAACUACUCUCGCUGUUCUUGCCCUAACCUCGAUUGCAAUUACAUUGGCCCAUACACCAGCAUGUACAGUCACUAUAUUUGUAGCCAUCUUGACGAAAACAUGACUUGUUACUUUCGUUCGUCUGCCCUUUUUCGGAUAAACAUUAACGAAAAGGUUUUAGUUCUUUAUGAAGAUAUGGAGAAACUAUUAUUUGUGGUUCAGUGUUUCAGGGAGGUGCAUGGUGUUUAUGUUACUCUUAGAAGUAUUGCAUCACCAACUCCAAAACUAGAGAAGAUUUCGUACUGGCUUUCCUGUAGUGUUGAUGGACACUCGCUUGCUUACAAAUCACCAGAAAUGAAGAGGUUUCUUGAAGUGAGUUCUCAAAUCCCCGAAGAGAGUUACAUAUUUUUCCCUAACAGUUUAUUGUGUGGUGAAAUGUUGGAGAUGAGUCUUUCCAUCGUGAAUUUCGACGGAGAGUGGCUCUAGAUAUUAUUUGAUUUGAUGACUCUCUAGCUCUCACAUUUAGAGCAACUGCAUCAGCAAAGACUACAAGAGUCUCUCAAAAUAUUUUAUUUUUAGUCGGUAAUAAAAUAUAAUUGGAAGCAAAAUCGAAAUCAAACACUUGGGUCUGUUUUUAGAAAAAAGUUUUAUAUGGGUUGUGUUAUCACUAAGACCAUCUCCAUUGUAUUUCUCUAUUUUUUUCUCUAAAAUAGAGUAACUCAAAAAUAGAGCACUGUUUUACUUUAAUGUA
Molecule: messenger RNA, 1127 nt
Organism: Camelina sativa (false flax)
Lineage: Eukaryota; Viridiplantae; Streptophyta; Magnoliopsida; Brassicales; Brassicaceae
Product: E3 ubiquitin-protein ligase SINA-like 11
Molecular function (GO): zinc ion binding
Source: RefSeq, a predicted model, not a curated record